CAGUACAUCUGUGUCGCUCGCAAGCACUUAGUGAUGCCGAUUCGUAUUUGUGGUGCAUCCAAUUCUAACUUGCAGAACUUCGAGAUUGCUCUGCGCGUCCGUAAUUAAAAAAAUUUAGCCAACAAGCUCGUGUUGAUCUCCUCUAGCAAAUAUUUCUUCAGUGGAUCUAUUGUUUCAUUACUUUGCGGAUUCUGAGAAGGAAGUCAUCAGUUUGAACCUGCGAUUAUUGAAAUGGCUAAGAAGCACAUGCACACUGGAAACACAAGGCUUCGUUCGGAUACGGUAACGGGUGUCUUCGAAAUGGCAGAUUUCUUACGAUGGGAUGAGUUACCACCGCAUUGCAUUAGGUUCGUGCAGCGUUCCGCGAAUUUAAAGAACUGCAUUUCUUUCUGGAAGUUAGCAGACUUCUACUCUCUGCACGGGUUACGAACCUAUCUUCAAACUUUUAUCUGCAAGUCUUUGAAAUAUGUCAUGAAGAGGACCGAUUUUCUCGAGUUGGAGCUGAAAGAUGUAACGCGUCUACUGAGCGAUAUCAGAUUGAAACGAUCCAAAUUCCCCUAUCGAUAUGAAAUGAUUUACUCAGCUUUAAUGCAGUGGAUAGGUCAUAAUGUAACCGAACGACAUGCACACAUAGGAAGCCUUCUGCAGUUAGUAAGGCCCGAGGAGAUCAGCGAACAUUUUCUUGACGAGGUAGUUCUAGAGAACACCUUGAUGAUGGAAAAUGUUCCUGCUGGAAAUUGGCUACUCAAUAAUUUCAAUGUUUAGGAAAAAUCACCGAAGAAGUCGAUCCAGAUACUAAAGCCAAUUUUUAUAAUUGAUGACAGUAGUUAAUUUUGCGGAUUUAAAGACCGAUCGUAUAGUUUUACGAUUUUAUUCAGUCUACAGUUAUAUUCCAUUGUAUAAACAUCCCUAUUUUAUCAUUUACCUUACUUAUCUUACUUCAAUAAUCAAUUUGUUAAUUUUUUCGCGUCUCGAUAUCAGUUUAUUUAUUAUUUUAUAAAUCAACAAUAAAAUGCAUUAUUCAAUAAAAA
Hermetia illucens (black soldier fly) is the source of this 1031-nucleotide messenger RNA. RefSeq names its product kelch repeat and BTB domain-containing protein 3-like. NCBI's taxonomy places the organism in Eukaryota, Metazoa, Arthropoda, Insecta, Diptera, Stratiomyidae. The coding region runs from base 232 to 765 and encodes 177 amino acids. The record is from RefSeq and is a predicted model, not a curated record. The transcript is spliced from 4 exons.